Messenger RNA from Mercenaria mercenaria, 3614 nucleotides. RefSeq names its product galactose mutarotase-like. Bases 97 to 1131 code for a protein of 344 amino acids. Lineage: Eukaryota; Metazoa; Mollusca; Bivalvia; Venerida; Veneridae. The record is from RefSeq and is a predicted model, not a curated record. Gene Ontology annotation, biological process: beta-D-galactose catabolic process via UDP-galactose, Leloir pathway; glucose metabolic process. Gene Ontology annotation, molecular function: carbohydrate binding; aldose 1-epimerase activity. The transcript has 8 exons.
AGCUUUUACACAAAGAUAACCGCAAAGCCUUGACCCAUAUUUCAUGCACACAUGUAAAAAAUUGUUUUAAGUUUAUAAAAAGGUGUAUAUCAAAGCAUGCCUGUUUCUAUUAAAAAGGUGCUUUUUGGGAAGACUAAAGAUGGGAUGGAAGUAAACAGGUAUACUUUUGAAGGUGGAAAGGUCGUUAUUUCUGUGCUUGACUUUGGCUGUGCCAUUACAAACAUCCUUGUACCAGACCGGAAAGGAAAUCUCGCAGAUAUAAGUCUUGGGUAUGAUGAUGUGGCAGGUUACGAGAAGAAUUUCCCAUAUAUCGGUGUUGUAGUCGGACGUGUAGCUGGGCGUAUAGCUGGUGGGAAGUUCAGCAUGGACGGAAAAGAUUACAAGCUCGCCAUUAACAACGGUCCUAACAAUAUUCAUGGUGGGGCCACGGGCUUCAGCAGGCGCCUGUGGGCUGGAGAAGUAAUGGGAGACAAACUUAAACUGACUUAUACAAGUCCUGAUGGUGAAGAAGGUUUUCCAGGGGAGGUAACUACAACAGUUGUGUACUCCCUGACACCAGAGGGCGCCCUCACCAUAGACUACACAGCAACAACAACCAAACCAUGUCCGCUCGUUCUGACAAACCAUUCUUACUUCAACCUUAAAGGACAUGCAGACGACGAUGUGUUAGAUCAUGUUGUGCAAAUUAAUGCUGAUACAUGUGUUCCUUUGAACGAGGAUCUUAUACCAACAGGCGACCUACCGGAUGUUAGUGGAACACCGAAUGACUUGAGGACACCUGUCAAACUGGGAGAUCGGGAGGAACAAGUCAGACUGGGAAAUAUAGACCUCACAUACUGUGUUGGUAACGAAGGAGAGCUUAAAUACGUAUCAAGGGUUUCACACCCAGCUACUGGGAGGUAUAUUGAUACCCACACAACAGAGCCCGGUCUGCAGUUUUAUACUGCAAAAUAUAUGGCCGAUGCCGUCGGCAAAGGAGGCAAAGAGUACAAACCUUUUGCUUCCUUCUGUCUGGAAACUCAGCGGUAUCCCGACAGCGUCAACCACUCCAAUUUUCCGAACAGUAUUCUUCGUCCUGGAUAUACAUACAGGCAGACAACUGUUUUCACUUUCGGUGUUUUACAAGGAUAAAUCAAAGACACUUAGACAUAAUUACUUUAGUUACAUUUCAGAAAUGCAAACUAUAGUUUGUUCUGUGCGUUUGACAGCAUGCAGGGUUUUACAAACUCUGUGCUUUAUGUGUAGUAAAAUUUUGAUAUCAUAAAAGCUGUGUUAAGAUAUCCUGAUUUCGUAGGAGAAUAUCAUGACAGUUUGAAAAAUAUCAUGUUCUUUUUGCAAAACCGUUCUGUACGUGAAGCUCCGCCUUCGUGAAAAUAUUGAAUUGUCUCCCUUAUCGAUCAAGAUAUAUUUCGAUAUCACACUGAAAACAAACAAAUAUCAUUUACACAGUUUUGAGGUAAUAAUAACGCCAACUGCGAGACACAUCUGACAAUUUUCUAUAUGUAGGCUAUAUAGGCAAACAUUUUCCUACAGACAGAAUUUCUUUGUCAGAUGUGUCUUUAAAGGCAAAGAAAAUCUCCUAUAUAAGUGACCCCCCCAAAUACCAGACUUUUUAAUCCCCAAUAUACAAGAUCCUGUCUGGUCCAGUCUGAUAAGAGUCCAUAAAACCCCUGUAGACUUGACAUGUAGCCUAAUUAUUGUCAGAGAAUCAUAAAUUUUAUUGCCUACAGGUAAAUUGGUUAUUUCCUGUGUUUUGCAUUUUAUUAAUUGAAAUGCUGUUGCUUUUUUAGUCUUUUUUCAGCAUGUACACAAAAUUAUUUUAAUUGAUAAGAUACUAAUUUUGAUUGCUCAGUCAUGUUGAGUAAUGUCCUGGCCAAUUAAAUUAUAACUGUUAUAGCAAAGCAUUUCUCACUAUAAAAUAAUUAUUCAAAACUUAAUAAGAGAAAUUACAAGUUUGUUUAUUCAAUGAUUAUGAUCUUUUUAUCAAAAGUAACAAAAUAAAAACGAAAAAAAAGGAUAAUUGCUGGAUUUUAUUAGAAAUUAAAGAAGCGUUCAGUUGCAUUUUUAAUAGAUAAAGAAGGUAUAUAUAUAUAUAUACAGAAGGAUGUUAUAUAUUAAAAAUGCUUAAUUCCUCUUGUGUUGUCAAAAUAAUGUUAACUUUCUUUUAUGUAUAAUAAAAUCCAGCAAUAAAGAUUUAUCAUUGUUCAAAAUACACAAUAAUUUAUUACUUCUAAAAGCUAUGUGCCUGAAUGCAUUUUUUAUAUUUUUGAUAAUAAAAAACAGCAAUAAUGAGAUGUAAUUGUUAAAAAACUUACUUUAUUAAAAAUAUGAUAAAACACUGUUGUAUCUUAUCACUUUGUUUAUUUAGCCCUAAUUCAAUCAAGCUUUCUAAACUCGUUAUAAAGGUGAGAACUGAUUUGCUAUAAAGGUGAGAAAUAUCACCUGCAAUUUAUUUACUGCACAGUAGCUAUACAGUAGCUUAUUAUGAUAAACAGAAGCAAGUCUACCAAUGGUCCUGACUUGUGUAUUGGCCCUUAUCGCCAAUACGCAGACCUGAUCAUCUCCAUAGGCCACAUACCAGGCAUACCAGAAUCAGUGUCUUUAAAGCAGAUCAUUGCUUGAAGAAUCUUUAUGACUGGAUGUAGUACUUAAAAGAAUUUGAUAAAUAAAAGUGUUUAGUGAGAAAAAAUCACAAGUAUGAAUGUAAGAACGUAAGCCUGACGUUUGAAAGCAAACUGGUAAUAUCAUAAUACCUGUAAAAGCUGUAAAAUUGUCCUCAAAAGCACAUACGUGCACCUAUUUUGUAUAAUAUUGAAGUUUCUGCUGAUACAGAUAGAAAAAUAAGCUAUAACAUUGAGGAUUAUUUGUGUGACGGGGGUAUGUACAAUAUUUCAUAUUUUCAUUUAUGGGGCAUAAAACUGAAGCAAAUAGAUCUAUAAAGUAUUCAGAUUACCUCCCUUCUAUAUUAAAGGUACACUGGUGUCAAACGAACUUAAAUCAAAUUAUUAUAACUGUUAAAAUGCUCUGUGUUUCAGGAACACACUAGCACACACGCGGUCUUCAAACUGUUGAAAAAUAUACUUUACAUCAUCUGCUCUUUUAGCACUAUCCCGGGUUAUUUAUAUUUUUUAAAGUUAUUCUCUUUGCUAGGAUACAUUCAGAUAUUACGAUAGAAGGACAUCUUAAUUGGUUUGUCGGUCGUUUGAUUCCCAUCCCAAUCCAGCUCGUCGUUUGACUGGAUAUGGAUCUGCUAAGGAAAGCAUUGAACAGAAAAUAUCAGGAAUAUGACUGCAAUAAAUGUAUAUCAAUUUAUUUUAUCUCAAAUACAGCGUGUAUUUCACUGACGAAUACAAAACCCUGUAUUCAACUCCCAUCAGAUACGUAAAAAUAUUCAAACUGAAAUGACGUAAUAAUGGCGUCCCGACGUAAUAAUGGCGUCUAAUAGUCCAGCGUAAGAAGGGUCAUUAAAACAAUCCUUGAACUGCAAUGACGUAUUUCGCUCUCAUGGUUCAUUUUUGCCAGGCUGGAUCACAUUCGGCGUGAGAUCAGCAAGUAUAAGUAUCAACCUUUGUUUUGUUUUAAUUUAAGCCAAAUAUAAAUCCUGUAAUGAAUUA